AUGCUUGAAGAAAAGUGGCUGGGAAGAAUUAGAAUGGGAAAAAUAGUAAAUAAAUGUUGUAAUCAGAAGAAUAAAGGUUGUUUGGUUUCUAUUUCAGUACUAUAUGUUCCCCCAGUUGUAUAG
Theileria parva strain Muguga is the source of this 123-nucleotide messenger RNA. RefSeq lists its product as uncharacterized. NCBI's taxonomy places the organism in Eukaryota, Apicomplexa, Aconoidasida, Piroplasmida, Theileriidae. The record is from RefSeq and is a predicted model, not a curated record. The transcript has 2 exons. The coding region runs from base 1 to 123 and encodes 40 amino acids.